AUGACAGUUCCGACUAUUAGCACUUCUAGUUCUAAUGCUUCAGCCUUUUUCCAAAUCAAUAAUAUCCUUGAAAAUUAUAAUAAUGAACCAGUAUCGGAACCUAAUUAUCUUUUUGAUGAUGAAUUUGCAGACGUGGUAGAAAUAACAGAGCAUGAUGAUGAUGCUGAUACACUUAUAUACUGCAUGGACGAAGUAGAGAAAUUCAUUUCUAUGCAGUUUCAGAAUGCUGAAUCAUCUGAAGAACCUACAAAUUUUGCAUUCAAAAUUGAAUUAGAUCCAGGGCUUUUAGAUAGUGUUGCACUUAGCCAAGAUCUUGAAACGAAUCUAUUAGAUUUGGAGAGAAUCAAAAAUAUAGGACUAUUUGUAAAAGCAGUUGAUGAAUACAAAGAAGCUUUACAGGCCCAUAAACAGCAAG
Molecule: messenger RNA, 415 nt
Organism: Dentiscutata erythropus
Lineage: Eukaryota; Fungi; Glomeromycota; Glomeromycetes; Diversisporales; Gigasporaceae
Source: the annotation of a GenBank genome assembly